Arctia plantaginis is the source of this 399-nucleotide messenger RNA. The record is from the annotation of a GenBank genome assembly. NCBI's taxonomy places the organism in Eukaryota, Metazoa, Arthropoda, Insecta, Lepidoptera, Erebidae.
AUGUCCUUUCUUGGAAAAGAAUAUAAGGUGUAUAAGAAAGAGAAUUGCGACGAUCUUUUGAAGUAUCUAGGUGUUCCUGAAGACCAACUGGAGGCAGUAAAUUCGUUCAAUCCUACGGAGAAAUUUGAGAAAAAUGGAGAUACUUAUGUAUAUUACACUCAAGAAGUAAAGGGGCCGGUUGAAGUCAAAUUUAAAUCUGGUGAAGAGUUCGACUAUGUUCUUAUGGAUGAACCUACUAGAACAACAAUAGUAGUUGAUGGUAACACCGUGACUCAGACCACAAAGUCGGCUAAAAACGUUACCGUCUACAAGAGAGAGUUCAAUGGCGAUGAAUUAGUUGGGACUUUUUCGGCGGAAGGCUUUGACGGCGCUUACAAGUUCCACUACAAAGCCAUAUAA